AUGUCCACCACCACCCGUUCUAUCCCACCACUCUUAACACCCUACCUUUCUCUCCCCUCCGAAUCCUCUUUGAUUCUCCUCACCGGUGUAUUGGGCGCAGGUACAAAUUGGCUUUUAUUACGAUAUCUGAGUGCGAUAUUUUCAUCUACGGGGCAGAAAAAUGGAGGUGGAGAUGGAAUGAGUGAUGGGGAGGGAGAGACAAAAGUGGUAUUUUUGAGUUUUAUGAGGGAUAUGGGGUUUUGGAGAGAGGGGGCUAGGAAGAUUAAUCUCGACCUCGACAAAUUAACCCAACAAUCCCGGUUUCUCUUCCUCGACGGCCUCAGCUCCCUCCAUCUGCCCCAAACCCAACCUCCCAGUCCCAGCGCCGGGUCAGAAAUCCCCCUCAAAUCCCCCCUCCUCCCCUCCAUCUCCCUCCUCCUCAACAAAUCCAUCACCACCCUCUCCUCCACCCCCGGAAAAACAAUCCUCAUUCUCGACUCCCCCGAUUUCCUCAUCGCCAGUACUCCCUCCCCUGAAACCAUCACUCAGGAAUUAAAUUCCCUCCUUCUCUCUCUCCGUUCUCUCCCAGCCAUCCAUUCUACCAUCCUCACCCUCUCAAUCGAUACUCCUCUCCUCUCUCCUCACCCCCAAUCACCUCUCGCAACCAAUACCUCCGCAUUUACCACCACACUUGCUCACGAGGCAGAUUUGAUUCUUAGUACGAGAUUACUGGAUACAGGCGCAGCGAGAGAUGUAAGUGGAGUGUUACGAAUUACGGCGGGGGCAAAUCCGAGUGAGGGGAUGGAAGGGGUAGAGGAAAAAGAACUUUUGUAUUUUGUGGGUGGAGAUGGGAGUGUGAGGGUUUUUGAGAGGGGACAGUAG
Botrytis porri is the source of this 861-nucleotide messenger RNA. RefSeq lists its product as uncharacterized. The record is from RefSeq and is a predicted model, not a curated record. The transcript is spliced from 2 exons. Gene Ontology annotation, biological process: tRNA wobble uridine modification. Gene Ontology annotation, cellular component: elongator holoenzyme complex. Lineage: Eukaryota; Fungi; Ascomycota; Leotiomycetes; Helotiales; Sclerotiniaceae. The coding region runs from base 1 to 861 and encodes 286 amino acids.